AUGAGCACAGUUAGUCGGCUCGGAUUCACCGAGCUUGGGGUCAAGGGACGCGACGGGCCGUUCCGGUACAAUGUCAUCUUCGUCCAUGGCCUCAAAGGUCACCCCAAACAUACGUGGGGACGCGAGACGACUAGAGGGGGUACGACCCAUCAAAGGAUAGAUGUUGGCUUGAAUAGGAGAAUGGUGUCCAUUAGGUCUCUCCUUAAGAGGGGAAAGACCACUGGUACCGCUCUUUCGGAGGCCGGCAAUCAACACAAGCCAUUCUGGCCGGAAGAGUUUCUUAGUCGAGAUCUUCCGGAUGCGCGGAUAUGGACCUAUGGGUAUAACGCGGACGUCAUUCAGGGAAUGUUCCAAGCGGGAAACCAGAACAGCAUCUCGCAGCACGGGAGGGAUUUGUCUGCCCAUUUUGAGCGGGAUAUCGACAACAAAGACCCGAUCGUCUUCAUAGCCCACAGCCUGGGCGGCAUUCUGGUUAAAAGUGUAAUUCAUUUGUCAGAAAAAUGUCGAUCGCGAACGAGGCUCAUUGUUUUUCUUGGAACUCCUCACCGAGGUAGCAGAGUUGCAGACUGGGGGAAAAUACUAUCUAACCUGUCUCGGAUUGCACUACAAGAACCAAACGCCAGGAUUCUCAGAGGCCUUCAAGUAGAUAGUGAGGUCCUUGAGAAUAUUCAUGAGGAGUUUAAAGUACAUGUUCAUAAAUGUGGAUUCAAGAUCUACUCAUUCCAAGAGGGUCGUGCGCCGGAAACGCUGGGAAUCAGUCACAAGAUUGUCGAUGACUUCUCGUCCAAGAUGGACCUUCACCGUGGACUGGAGACCGUCCAGAGUAUGGAUGCCGACCAUAGACAAAUUGCAAAAUGCAUCAAUGAGGAGGACCCCCGCUACCGUGCUAUUCUCGGAGUAUUAAAACAAUUCGCUAGUGAAGAGUUCGAUUGCCUGACCGGAGAAGGAAUCUCACAUAUUGAACCGAACAGUUCUGCGUCCAGUAUCAAACAUGCGACCGAUUAUACGGAUGGUAACACCGAUGUACAGCCAAUGAUCCAAGAGAGUGGUCCUAGGCCAACCUUUAACCCUAUCUACUACCUCCCAUUUACUGCAAACAGAAAGUUCACUGGUCGAGAGAGCGUGUUGCAAACUAUCCAGGAAAAACUCUUCUCUGAGCUUCCAUGCCAAAGAAUUGCGUUAGAUGGUUUAGGGGGUGUCGGUAAAACCCAGGUAGCCCUCCAGUUUGCCUACUGGAUGAAGACCAACCAGCCGACAUACUCCGUCUUCUGGAUUCCGGUACUCAGUGAAGCGAGCUUUGAGCAAGCAUAUAUGGAAAUUGGCAAAGUGCUGUCUGUACCGCGCGAAAGCGACGAGGACUAUAAGAAAACCGUCCAGCGUUACCUCUCCACAGAGAAGGCGGGCAAGUGGCUGCUCAUUAUAGACAAUGCGGAUGAUAGGGCUAUGAUAUUUGGGGCACCUGGGAAACCUGGAGUAAUCAACUUUCUGCCUCAAACCGAUCAUGGCCUUUUUUUGCUCACCACCAGAGUCAGAGAGAUAGCCAUAUUAUUUGCAGAAACAGAUGUCAUUGGUAUAAACGAGAUGAGCUCACACGAAGCAAGAACUCUUCUGGAUAAGAGUUUGAUAACGAGAGAGGAAAGUCCUGACGAACACGUUGAUCAGCUUUUGAAGGAAUUGAGCUAUCUACCUCUGGGUAUUACACAAGCUGCUGCCUAUCUCAAUCGAAACUCGAAUAUAUCCACGAGAAGAUACCUGGACCUUUUACGUGGGGCCGAAAUUGAGAAAGCUCAGGUGCUAAGUCGAGGGUUUCAUGACCAACGGAGAUAUUCUGGGCUAUCAAACGACAUAAUGUCAACCUGGCUGGUAUCGUUCAGCCAGAUUGCUAAAGAGGAACCGUUUUCUUUCAAACUGCUCUCGUUCAUGGCGUGCAUUGAGCCAAGAGCUAUUCCCAAGAUAAUUCUGCCCAUCGGCAGCUCAGAGGAAGAGAUGGAGAACGCGAUAGGAACCCUCUGCGGUUACUCGUUUUUAACCCAAAGGCAAGAUCCGAAUACGUUUGACAUGCACAGACUGGUUCACCUGGCAACAAUUCGCUGGUUGGAAGGUCAAGGUAUGACGCAGGAGAUUCUGACGGAUGCAGUUCAAGGGAUUUUCGAGAACAUGGCAAAGCAGUCGGCUGCUGAUGAAUCGUCGGCCUAUUCAAAAUGGAGACAAAUAUUGCCCCAUGGGUUGAGACUGAUAAGCCAAAGCGAAUCCCUCUACAGCGAAGAUUUAUGCAACCUAUGUCAGUAUGUUGGCACAUGUUUGCUCACGGAGAGACGGUUCAAGGAGGGCAUAGACUGUCUGCACAAAACUGUAAGCUGGGGCAGGGCAAACCUUGCCCGGGAUGAUCAUCUCAGGCGAGACUUGGAUUACAUGCUUGCCUAUGCACUACUUCAAGAAAUGCGCGUGGACGAGGCAAUUGAGAUCAUCGAACCAAUCGUGAAUUCAAACAAAGAAACCUUCAAAGAUGACGAGGAAUUUCUAUGCAGUUCAGAGCAUCUGCUUGCAAGCGCUUAUCUCGAGAACAAGCGAGUGGAUGAGGCCAUAGAGAGGUUUGAGGCCAUGUACAGGAAUGCUGGAGAGGAUACAACAAAUUUUGGAUUUGGUCAUAUCGGGCAUCAGCUUGCCAGUGCUUACGUUGAAACCGGACGUGCUAAAGAGGCAAUCGAGAUCCUUGAACCCAUUGUGCAGGACAAGCGGCGAACAUCAAGAAAAGAGGACCGAGACCGGCUUUCUUCGGAGCAUGAACUUGGUAGGGCAUAUAUUCAAGAGGGCCGAUUUCAUGAGGCAAUUGAAAUCCUCGAGCAUGUGAUCAACGUUCAGAAAGAGUAUCAAAGGGAAGAUGACGGUGCACGACUGGCUUCAGAACAUGAGUUUGGUCUGGCUUGUCUCAGAUCCCGGCGCAUUAAAGAGGCCAUUGAGGUAUUGGAACAUGCUGUUAAGUUUCGGAAAGUGGUUUUGGGUGAAGAGAACAACCUCUCUCUCGUGUCGGAGCAUGAGCUUGCACUUGCAUACCUGGAAGAUGGGCGUAUCGAAGAGUCAAUCGAAAUACUGGAACGCUUGGUUCGCAUUAGGAAGGAGACCUUGAAGGAAAAUGAUGAAUCACGCUUAGCUUCGGAGGGUGCCCUUAAGAGAGCAUAUCGACAACGUAAAUCUUUUUCAUAA
Molecule: messenger RNA, 3204 nt
Organism: Clonostachys solani
Lineage: Eukaryota; Fungi; Ascomycota; Sordariomycetes; Hypocreales; Bionectriaceae
Source: the annotation of a GenBank genome assembly